Closterium sp. Yama58-4 is the source of this 2232-nucleotide messenger RNA. The record is from the annotation of a GenBank genome assembly. Lineage: Eukaryota; Viridiplantae; Streptophyta; Zygnematophyceae; Desmidiales; Closteriaceae.
AUGCCGCCGCCAGUCGCGCCAGCCGUGCCAGCCGCGGGUCAUUCUCUGCAUGAUAUCGAGGGAGUUUGUGACUAUUGCGGGGAGCCAUGCGAUAGUACGCAGGACGAGCUGAACGCGCUCUCGUGCACGUUCGAAGGAUGCGCGAGCUCAGGCGUGUACCAUCAACACUGCAUCGAGGCGUUUUUAAAGAGCAUCCGGCUGGACAAACAACGGAAGACGGGCUUUCAAUGUCCACGUGGCAAUGGCAAAGCGACGAAGUUCGAUAAGCCGUGUCCUGGACGUAUCACCAAGUCCCACCCGAUUCAUGCUCGGAACGAAAACAGCAAGAAGCGGCGAAAGGCCAAGAUGCCCGAGCCCCCUCCAGCCCCUGUGGGAGCUGCGGGGAAGAAGGGCGGCAAAGGCAAAGACGACAAGAAGGCCGACAGUAAAUCCGGCGACGGCAAAAAGGAAGGGAAAACAGGCGACAGCAAAAAGGACGGAAAGUUAGGCGAUAGUAAAAAGGAGGGGAAAACAGGCGACGGCAGCAAGGCAAAAGGAUCAUUCUCCGUGCCCUCCUCGUCUUCCAAAACCUCCACCUCACUACCUGCCGCCCCUGCGCCAAAGCCCACGGUCGCGCUACUCGUGCGCUCGUCUCUCCCACCCGCUGCCAAGGCUGCCGCGUCCGUGGCCAAGUCCGCGUCUGGUGGGGCCGGCCCGACUUCCCCAUCAGCUACUAGCGGGGGUAUAGGCGCGUCUGGUGGGGGCAGUGGGAGUGGGGGAGUGCCGGUGAAGGUUCUGUCGAAGUCCUGGAGUGCUGCUGCUGCGGGGCUGAAGGAUGCUGCGGCAGCAGCUGUUGGUGCUGUGGGCAGCAGUAGCGGUAGUGGUGGAAACGGGCCUGCGAAUGUGUGGUCGUCGUCGCCUGGCAUCGUGUCCGGACCGUCCAAAGGGAAGGCCUCGGAGAGCAAGGCGGAGAAGAUCUCGUCCCCGAAGGACACAUCAUUGCAACAAGACGCCAUUACCGGAGGCAAGGCAUCUGACAAACCUGCAGCAGGAGGAGCAGGAGCCGAGGAGAAGAGCAGGAAAGACAAGUCCGGGAGCAAAGCGGCUAGCCAAGAAGGGGAAGGGAAGGCGGAGAAUGCUAGCGCUGCAGCCAUGGCUGGUUCGGCAGAGAUGGCUGGUGCUGCGCCGGCUGUGAGUGGUGGGCUGCGCCCGUGGAGUGAUGCGUGCCGCUUUGCCCUGGAGACGAAUCGCCGGCGAGUCUACGUGCGCCAGCUGCAAGAGCUUGGUUUCCCCCUGGGAGAGGCAGCGCAGGCAGUGCUGGUGCACGGGGGCGACCUGGGUGGCUGUCUCAACCACCUGCUCGUCUACCACGAGUGCUCCUGCCGCCCCUCCGCCCUAUCUGCUUUCACGCCCUCCCCAUUCGUCGAUAUUUCCCUCGAGUUGCAAGCUCUUUCCGAGAUCAUGGCCGCUGGAUCGCUGCCUCAGACCACUGCCUUCCCUGUUGGGCCUUCUGAUCCUGUGUUUGCGCAUCUCUCCCGGUCCGCCUCCCCCUCUCCUGCCCCUUCGCCACCCUCUCCUCUCCCUGAUUACUCCAUCGCAUCUCCCUCACUCGUCAUCCCCCUCUCUAAUACCACCCCUGGCACCUACUCUCACACCCCUAUGACCACACUCACUCCCACCACUACUACCUCCUCCUCUUCCUCCCUCCAGCACACAUCUCUUCUCUCCGAUAUUUGGUCUAGCUCAUCGCCAAACCUUCCUUCUGCUGCCCAUAAUAGUCCCGCACCUCCCCCUGGGUUCGGCCCGAGCCUCAAUGCCGCUUCUGCUCCACUCGGUAACAGUGCCAGCUUUGGUACUCUCGAGGCUCGCAGUGGGAGUCCUGCCCCGAACCUCAUCCCGGGCAGCGGAUGGAAUUAUAGCGGCCUGCCCGAGUUAAAAACUCAGCAGCGUGUUGAUCCUGUGGGAGGGUGUGAAGCUGGAAGGAAAGUUUACGUGCCUGAGAGCAUAGGCAGGUUGUGGGGGGCAUCAGGGGGAGCAGCGGUAAGCGUGGCGGCACAGGACGAUUCGCAGUGGUUGUGUGGGGUGAACAGUGACAGGAGCAGCGGCACCGCCAGUGGGCUCAGCAGCUGCAGCAACAGCAGCCACGGCUACUCGCAAUAUUCUGAAGAGGAGGGGCUUGGUGAUUCGCUGUUGCUGCUACCAGGGGAUGAGGAGGAUCUUUUCUCCCGGAUCCUCCCUGGUCUGCUGGGUUAA